Molecule: messenger RNA, 1962 nt
Organism: Sardina pilchardus (European sardine)
Lineage: Eukaryota; Metazoa; Chordata; Actinopteri; Clupeiformes; Clupeidae
Gene: glt8d2
Product: glycosyltransferase 8 domain containing 2
Exons: 10
Coding region: 124-1206 (360 amino acids)
Cellular component (GO): Golgi apparatus
Molecular function (GO): glycosyltransferase activity
Source: RefSeq, a predicted model, not a curated record
CAGGAGUAAAAGAGUUGAGCAGUCUCAAGCUGAUAGUGCCUGUGCAUGGCAUUAAUGGCACUCCCCGUCACUUUGUCGUAAGGCGAGCUUUUUGAUGUUGCUGCUGCAGAUGACGCUGCCACCAUGACUCUGCUAAGAAAGAUAAAUCGCUUCCUCCUGAUGCUGCUGGUUCUGAUGGUGCUCCUGCUCCUGUACAACAGGCUAAUGAGGCCACCCGUGCCUCGCAGAUACUCCGGCCCAAAGAAAGACCAUGUGCAUGUCCCAAAGAAUUCCCCGGAACAGGAACUGGGCUCGGAAGAACGGAGUUCCAUUCCCGUGGUGAUCUGUGCGAGUGAAGAGCGUCUCGGGGGUGCCAUGGCAACCAUCAACAGUGUGCAAAGCAACACAGAAGCCAGUGUGUUUUUCUACAUCAUCACCUUGCGGGAUUCCAUCAAGCGCGUCAAACAGUACAUAGAGAACAGCCAACUGAAGAAGAUCAAGUAUAAGAUUCUGGAGUUCAACCCCAUGGUGUUGAAGGGCAAAGUCAAACCGGAGUCAUCCCGACCUGACCUACUUCGCCCUCUCAACUUUGUGCGUUUCUACCUCCCCCUCCUGGCAAUCAACCAGAAGAAAAUCAUCUACCUGGAUGACGAUAUAAUAGUGCAAGGUGACAUCAAGGACCUAUACCAGAUCAAGCUUCAGUCGGGACACGCCGCUGCGUUCGCCUCUGACUGUGACCUCCCCUCCUCUCAUGAGAUGGUGCGCAGCGUAGGAAUGCAGACCACAUACAUGGGCUUCCUGGAUUACAGGAAGCAGGAAGUGCGGGACCUGGGCAUCAACCCCACCAAGUGCUCAUUCAAUCCAGGAGUAUUUGUGGCUGACAUCGCCGAGUGGAAACGGCAGAAGAUCACCAAACAGCUGGAGAAGUGGCUGAUGGAGAACUUUAGGGAUAACCUUUACAGUAGCGCAAUGGCAGGGGGUGUGGCAACCCCCCCAAUGCUGAUCGUGUUCAAUGACAAAUACACAACCAUUGACCCACUGUGGCACGUCAGACACCUGGGCUGGAGUCCCGAUGCCCGCUAUGCGGAGUCCUUCCUGCAGAAGGCGCAGCUGCUUCACUGGAACGGCCGCUUCAAGCCCUGGGACUUCCCCUGUGUGCACAUGGACCGCUGGGAGAAGUGGUUCGUCCCCGACCCAUCGGGUCGCUUCUCCCUCAUACGGCCGUAGGAUGAGAGGCGUGGGCUCCGGAGCAACCGAGCAAUCUACACCAAAUCAUUUUGAGCAUCACUGGGAUUGGAUCUAAAUGUGAAUUGUUUGUUCAUUACAGUUUUUGCCCGUUGCUUGAACACAUUUUGCAAAACUUCGCUCACUGUGCCAAAACUCUAAACUGAAAUGAAACACACUUGCAUCAUAUGCAUACAUUUUCAGAUCGGGAGGAACACACUAGUCUACUUUAUAUAAAACAUAUUUGCUUGAAUACCUGUUGCAAAACUUCGCUCAUUGUGCCAAAACUCUAAACACACGUAAACAUGACACAACACUGGGAAAUAUACCAUUCACAUCACCAUUUCCAAUGGCAAAACUGAGGGCUUUUUGUAGAUGGCUGAUUGGUGUUCAGUUUUGCAAGUAAGUGCGUUCAGGUGUGUAUUUGAGAGGUUGCAAUUACCCGAUGUGUUUUGUAUUUUGGAUAUAUGUGUUUAACAAAUGGUACUCUGAGAUUUCAAUUUUGAACGAAGUGUCUAUGUAUGACAUAGAGAGUAGUAUGCAGGACCAAGUGUGUUGCAUAAAGGAGUAAGUGUGUUGCAGAAUUGAAACUAGAGUGCAAAGCAGCACUUUUGUUUAAGGUAUAGGUACAUGUGUUUGAGAUAUUGCAACAAAACUUCAAGUUGUGAUACUUUAGUCUAAGCAUGGGUCUAUAGUGUUCAAGCAACGGGCAAAAACUGUAAGACAAAGACACACGCACACACGCACACACACACACAC